Exophiala mesophila is the source of this 1209-nucleotide messenger RNA. RefSeq lists its product as uncharacterized. Bases 125 to 925 code for a protein of 266 amino acids. The record is from RefSeq and is a predicted model, not a curated record. Lineage: Eukaryota; Fungi; Ascomycota; Eurotiomycetes; Chaetothyriales; Herpotrichiellaceae. The transcript has 2 exons.
CAGGAAUUAGUUCCUAGGCUGGACCAGUGUCAUACCUAAAUCCAUGAACCAAUUUCUUUGGGACGAUCCCGUGUCUACAUCUGCCCAAGCACACAAUCUUUCUAGUCACGGGUGAUGCGGUACAAUGAUUGGGUCAAACACUGAGGCCGGAAAAAGAAAACGAGGGCGACCUCAAUUAGACGCUAAGCAAGAUAAGUGGUAUGGCGUUGAAGAUCUCAGAGAGCGAAAGAGGAUUCAAGACCGACUAGCUCAACGAGCGAGGAGAAAGAGAAUUCAUCCAGAUCAACCUGCGAGCGAGAUGUCACCACGCAAAGGCAGCGACAGUAUCAAAUCCACCCCUGCUAAGGAUGCCGAGGCCCAUGACGACGCAGAGGAUGUAUUUGCUUCCGAGGAUAGGUUACCGGAUGAAUCACAUACACUGCAUGAACUGCUAUCGUUCACGGAUCAGUCAAGACUCACCAUCAGCGGCUCGUGGGAUAGCGCGAAGGUAAUGCCCUGGCCUGUGUCGCGGCCGCCAUCACAACUAUUCACUACAUCUAUUGGUAGCGACCACUGGUAUUUGUGCUGGCCAGCAUGGUCUAUUUACGCUGCGUUGUCGAGUCAUGGCAUGAUCAUGCGGACCUCGUGCCUUGACUGUACGUACGACGGAGUAUCCUCGAUUGAUGACGGCAAUAUACCUGGAGCGUUAAAGCCAUCACCAUUGCAACUCUUAACCAAGCACCGGCGCUGGAUUGAUCGAUUUCCAUUCCCGCGUAUGAGGGACAAUAUGAUCUUGCUGAGCGAGGUUAUCGAUCUUGAUCAGUUCUGCGCCGACUUGUUUGGUAGCGCAAGCUUCACCCUGAAGGACUCGCAUCCCACUUGGGAGGCCACCAGUUGGAUCGUGGGGCGAGAAUUCGCCCAGAAAUGGGGAUACCUACUUCUAUGAGGUUCGCUUUGAAAACUAGUUGUUGCUUCGAAGACGGAUAAUCAGGGCGCUGUUGACAGAGCUUCAAGUUGAUGAUCCAUCAUUUCCGACCUGCGCGAAUCCAAUACUGAUUUAGAAAACAGUUGUGGGGCUUCUCAAAAGGGCUUGUGUAAGACUCGAGUUGCGCUGAUUCAAUUCCAGUGGGGUUGAUCUUGAGACGUUUGGACUGCAACUCUCACGGGUUGUCACCGAGGGUUGGAGCACAUGUGGGUGAGCUUCAAAUUGGUCGCUCGGCCCCAUGGUAG